Messenger RNA from Pipra filicauda (Wire-tailed manakin), 595 nucleotides. RefSeq names its product S100 calcium binding protein A1 (gene S100A1). Lineage: Eukaryota; Metazoa; Chordata; Aves; Passeriformes; Pipridae. The transcript is spliced from 3 exons. The record is from RefSeq and is a predicted model, not a curated record. Gene Ontology annotation, cellular component: sarcoplasmic reticulum. Gene Ontology annotation, molecular function: S100 protein binding; calcium ion binding. The coding region runs from base 177 to 461 and encodes 94 amino acids.
CCAUCCCGGGGGUCCAGCCCCCCAGGUCCCAGCCCCCGCGGGGGUGGCCGGUGGUGCCAGCCGGGCUGUCCAGCCCCGGUAUCGGAUCCUCCCGGAGGGAGGGGGCUUGGAGCUUAUUUAGCGUCCCCGGCGGCCCGUCUGGGAGCACUCGCAGCACGGGGAGCUCAGCCAGAUCCAUGGCGUCACAGCUGGAAGGGGCCAUGGAAACCCUCAUCAACGUCUUCCACCACUACUCUGGGAAGGAGGGGGACAAGUACAAGCUGAGCAAGAAGGAGCUCAAGGAGCUGCUGCAGAGUGAGCUGGGAUGUUUCCUGGAGACCCAAAAGGACACAGGGGCCGUGGAGAAGAUCAUGCAGGACCUGGAUGAGAACGGCGACGGGGAGGUGGAUUUCCAGGAGUUCGUGGUCCUGGUGGCCGCCCUGACCGUGGCCUGCAACACCUUCUUCUGGGAGAACGCCUGACCUGCUGUGCUCCCACCCUGCACACACGGCAUUCCCAAAAUCCAGACACCUCCCUGCCACCCCCUCUCCGCUCCCCAGCAUUCCCACGGGAUCCCGCCGGGAUCCAGCUCCACAAUAAAGGCACCGACCCAGCC